AUGGGCAGAUACACUAGCCUGCUGGCAAUGGAGGAGUGAGGAAACUUCGCCUGUCAAAAGUGCAGAUUCAACAUUAGCUUUUGUACUGUGCCAAGUCCAAUGAUCAACACCGCCUUUGUAAGUGAUCGCACAGCAAUUCGUGCACAGAGCAGUAGAGUGCACGGAGGCUGACGAUCGCGAGAGAGAACGAGUGUCGUCGUAGAAUAGAACAAGUUCUAGGUUGUUUUUUGGGGGGCGAUUGUUGCCAAUAUGUCCGGGAAUCCCACAUUUGUGAGUCCCUUCCACAGACCCCGCUGUUUGGCCGCAGCCGCGCCAGCAGGGAAAGCCAAACUCACCCACCCGGGCAAAGCCAUUCUAGCAGGUGGUAUUGCUGGAGGAAUAGAGAUCUGUAUUACAUUCCCUACAGAGUAUGUGAAGACUCAGCUGCAGCUGGAUGAGAAGGCCAACCCUCCCAGAUAUAAAGGCAUUGUUGACUGUGUGAAGCAGACGGUAGACGGUCAUGGGGUGAGGGGUCUGUACAGAGGGCUCAGCUCACUGCUCUAUGGCUCCAUACCCAAAGCAGCUGUCAGGUUUGGUAUGUUUGAGUUCCUCAGUAAUAAGAUGCGCGAUGAGAAUGGGAAGCUGGACAGUACCCGGGGUCUUUUCUGUGGUCUGGGGGCAGGAAUGGCUGAGGCUGUGGUGGUGGUCUGCCCCAUGGAGACGGUCAAGGUAAAGUUCAUCCAUGACCAGUCGUCAGCCAACCCAAAGUACCGGGGAUUUUUCCAUGGAGUCAGGGAGAUCAUCAGAACUGAAGGCCUGAGGGGGACGUACCAGGGUCUGACAGCCACGGUACUGAAACAGGGAUCCAACCAGGCCAUCCGCUUCUACGUUAUGACCUCUCUAAGGAACUGGUACAAAGGUGAUGACCCUAACAAGGUCAUUAACCCUCUGGUCACGGGAGCAUUCGGAGCCUUCGCUGGAGCUGUCAGUGUGUUUGGAAACACUCCUCUGGAUGUCAUCAAAACCAGGAUGCAGGGUCUGGAGGCUCACAAGUACAAAAGCACCCUGGACUGUGCCGUCAAGAUCAUGAAGCAUGAGGGACCUAAAGCGUUCUAUAAGGGUACAGUCCCCAGGCUGGGCAGGGUGUGUAUGGAUGUAGCUAUCGUCUUCAUCAUCUAUGAGGAGGUGGUGAAGGUCCUCAACAAAGUCUGGAAGACGGACUAAGACCACAUUUCUGUGACGACCAGCGGAGCAGGGAAUGGCCCGGAAGGCCCGUUGACAUCAUAACUAUGGCCUGAUUCCAAACCCAAUCCUUUUGCCUUUUCCUUAGGUUAUCCAUGACUAGCAACCUCCUCACAGAUCUGACAUGACUCUCUGUAUUUCAUUCCAGAAAGUUGUUCUGUCCCAUACCCUUGUUUACUUUGAUAGUUGAGUGCACUUCACCUAGGGUGCUAUAGGAUCCUAUUGGGGACACUACUAUCAUAUUGUUUAUACCUACUGUCUUUGAUCUUCUUAAAAUCCGCAAGUGGGAUUUAGCAAGGGCACAGGGGUUAGGGUGAGGGAUUGGGCCACUGUGAGUGAAAUAUGGGAACGCUGUGUCAUUCCAAGGGCACAGGGGGUAGGGUGAGGGAUUGGGCCACUGUGAGUGAAAUAUGGGAACACUGUGUCAUUCCAGAGAAGUGUCGUAGACGGACGGUGCUUCAGUUCACCUAUGGCUAUUAUUAUCAUCUUAUGUUGUACGUUAACAUACUUGACUUAAUCAAAAAUGAAAUGAUACUUAUAAAACCCCAAAUAAUGGGAUGUAGAUCAACAGAAAACACUUGAAAUGACAGAGGAGGAACAGAGGUUUUUAACUCCAAGGGCCACGGUGUACAUUUAACAGGAAAAGGUAUUACCCAGGGAAAAGGGUCUGGUAGAGACCAUCGUUUUCCCCUAAUAGCAGUAUAACAGAGAUGUCUGUUUGUUCACGGGUCAUAUGAGUCUUAUUGUCCAGGUUUAAUGCAGGUCUGAAAUGUUUUAGCUGCUUUACAUACCUGAGUGCUAUUACAUCAAAAUGCCUUAUAGAUUGUUAUAUUCAGAGAUAUCUUUAUGGUAGAACGCUAUUAUGGGUGCGUUCGUAAAUUCGUCAGUUAUUCUGUUCUAUGGCACACUCAGACCAGAGUGCUCUGAAAUCGGAGUAGAUAGCCAAAGUGAAUUUACGAACACACCCUAUAUGUAGUAACCAUAAUUGUUGUGACCAUAGAAUUAGAACUCAGUGUUUAAUUGCUACUCAUUCUACUAAUUCUGUAGUGGUGAAUAGCCUGUUUUUGGUGUCCGUCAAAUACAGAGAUGUACAUUUUACAUUUACAUUUAAGUCAUUUAGCAGACGCUCUUAUCCAGAGCGACUUACAAAAUGUACGUCAUACAGUAUACUCAGACAUUCUGCAGAAUGCACCAACACUUUUUAAAGUUAAUUCCAUAAAAACAAUGACCAAGACUGAGAUGAUGCUGGUGAGGGUGAUGAACUUUGCAAAUGUGAAAUAUAUUUACAUAAUGAUUGUUUUUUUUGGGGGGGGGGGCCCCAAUGUUGUAUGAAAGUGCCUGCAAGUGUAUCUCAUGAUUGUUUUAGAAAUCUGGUAUAAGAUGUCUAGUGUUACUAAUGUCUAUAGUUGAAUGUUUAGCUGGGUCAGUUCUUCAUUACUGUCAUACAGUAUGAUAACUUCAUUGUUUUUAUUUAAUAUAGACAGUAACACAGUGCAAUGAGGCCUUGCUGAGAUGUUUUUAUUGGCAAACAUGAUUAGAUCUACUGGUACUGGCUGGCAGUAUGGCUGACCAGAGACUGUCAUAAUGCAGCCUUGAGUAAUUCAAUGAGAUGUUGUCUGGUAAUGUUCCCUGUCAGUUAUAGAGUAUGUAUAAAUGUCUUUGAUUUACAA
This is a messenger RNA of Salmo salar (Atlantic salmon), 2891 nucleotides long. RefSeq names its product tricarboxylate transport protein B, mitochondrial. The record is from RefSeq and is a predicted model, not a curated record. Gene Ontology annotation, cellular component: mitochondrion. Lineage: Eukaryota; Metazoa; Chordata; Actinopteri; Salmoniformes; Salmonidae. Gene Ontology annotation, molecular function: citrate secondary active transmembrane transporter activity. Gene Ontology annotation, biological process: mitochondrial citrate transmembrane transport.